Messenger RNA from Drosophila elegans, 2996 nucleotides. RefSeq lists its product as uncharacterized. The transcript has 6 exons. Gene Ontology annotation, biological process: potassium ion transmembrane transport; stabilization of membrane potential. Lineage: Eukaryota; Metazoa; Arthropoda; Insecta; Diptera; Drosophilidae. Gene Ontology annotation, molecular function: potassium ion leak channel activity. The record is from RefSeq and is a predicted model, not a curated record. Gene Ontology annotation, cellular component: membrane.
AUAAAAUGCAUACAAUUAUCUUUGUAAUAGAAGUCACUUAGAUAUGGUCGACGUUAAUUUGUUGGUGCAUAAUUUUAUACACCGCCUAAAGUGAUUCUAAAACCCUAACAAUUGUGUAUUAUUUAUGUUAUACUUUGUUGUGAGAACACUUGCAUCCGGCGCGACAGGCUGUCUCACCUCCACUUCCACUUUCACCCAACUGAAGACUAAACGAAAAAAACAGUAGGCUCGUAAACGGGCGCUGUACAACAAUAACAACAUUUUAUGACGGUCACAUAAUAACAUCGAAAACACCCACCACCCACCACCCAACACCGCCCACAAACGACCGAAGGCGUGAAAGGGGAUGCAAAUUACGUGGCGCAUGAAGCGUCAAAGCGUUUGAUUUGAUUGUCAGCGGCAGAAGAGAGUUUACACCUCCCACCCUCCCAUCCACUGCGCAACGAGUUCGGCUCUCGAGCAGAUUGAUUGAUUGACAGAUUGGCCAGGGUUCGAAGGUCAGGCAAAUCCUUCGGCCGAGCGAUGAACAAGAAGUCGCCCCUGCCGCUGGCGGCAUUUCUUGGCGGUGAUGGAAGCGGCGGCAGUGGAAAUUGUGCCGCCAGCGGCAGCAACAAUGUUGCAGCAACGGCGGCAGCGGCAGCGAAUGGUUCCGGCGGACGCGGCGGUCGGCAGGCGUCGACGGGGGGCGGGACGUCGGGCGGCGGCAGUGGCGCCUCCAAGUCGGAGAAGCAGGCGGGACGGGAGGCGAGUGGCGGCGGCGGCGGCGGGAGCCUGUGCGGCUGCCAAAAGGCGCCCAAAUCGCACUGCAUAUCAGCAACAGGCGUGCUUUUGUUGGUGCUGCUCUACACCGCCAUGGGCUCAAUUGUCUUUGUGACCCUCGAGGGCGAAUUGGAGGAUGGUGGCACCCUGGAAACCGCGGUGGCUGCCUCCAAACCCUAUCCCCGCACCGAAAUGGCCAACGCCGACAUACGAUCCAGGACUGUGGAUCGUUUGUGGUCGAUAACGGAGGACCUGAAUAUAUUGUACAAGGAGAACUGGACUCGCCUCGCCGCCCAGGAGGUGCAGCUUUUCCAGGACACUUUGCUGCGAGCGGUGCGCCAGUCAAAGGUUUAUCCCCCCGGCGGCAUUCAGUUGAAUGCGCCCACACACAAAUGGACCUACGCCUCGGCCUUUCUCUACUCCCUGACAUUAAUUACGACGAUAGGCUAUGGCGGCAUCUCACCGCGGACGCAGUGGGGCCGGGUGGCGGCCCUCGUGUACGCCCUGUUCGGCAUUCCCAUCGUGCUGCUCUACCUGUCCGCCAUGGGCGAGGCCCUCUCGGCGGGGAUGCGUUGCCUGUUCCGGCGCCAGAGGGUCAAGGGCGGUCCGGGCGGGGUCGGUCCGGGCGGCGGCGUUGGAGGAGUCGCCGGCGGCGUGGGUUCCGGUGUCGGCGGCGUCGGCUCCAAUGGACGGAAAACGGACAAGACCAAGGGCCAGGGGCACUAUGGCCACCAGAAGCUGCAUCAAUACGGCCUGCCGCCGUCGGUUUACCAGCAGCAGGCACAGCAGCAGCAGGCGCAACAGCAGCAGGCGCAACAGCAGCAGGCACAGCAGCAGCAGCAGCAGACGCAGCAGCAGCAGCAGACGCAGCAGGGCAAGAAAUCCUCGGGCAACCGACGUGGCUCACCCAGUGUGCCCAUCUCCAUAUGCGUGUGCGUGCUCCUCUGCUACGUGAGCAGCGGGGCCAUCCUGUUCCACAAGCUGCAGAACUGGAGUGUCCUGGAGUCGCUCUACUUCUGCUUCACCUCGCUGGGCACCAUUGGCUUCGGCGAGAUGGCGCCCAACGGGGCGCUGGCCCUUUACACGGCCUCCGCCUACAUCCUGGUGGGCAUGGCCGUGGUGGCCAUGUGCUUCAGCCUCAUCCAGACGGAGAUUGUCCUCUGGCUGCGCCGCUUCAGUGUCCAGGAUCAUGUGAUGCCCAAGGCCGAGGAGCUGGCCCUCGUCACCGUGGCCGUCACCCCCAAACCCUCCUGACAGCGACCCAGUGCGGAUCCCAGUUUGGGUUUGGGUGUGGGCGUCGGUCUUGGACAGCCACAAAACAAUUUGGGCCAGCACCAGACCAUGUUCUUUGGACCCGCGCACACACUCACGCAAUACAGCUCGCUGCCGCGAAGGAGUCAUUUGCAGGCGGGAGCCCACAUGUCCGGCGGCGGCGGCGGCGGCGGAGGAGGAGGAUCCGCCUUCCAGCGGAACACGCCUAUCCGGCGAUCGACUGGCAUACCGGAGCACCAUCUGGAGUACUUUGUGCCGCGCAGCAUCAGUGAGUUCAAUCUGUCGGGGGUGGGCGAUCUGGCCCUGCCGCCACCACGCCGAUUUUCACCCAAUAUGGUGGGUGGCAUGAACAUGGGUGGUGGCAUGGGCAUGCCCAUGAAUAUGGGUGCUGGCAUGGGCAUGGGCAUGGGCAUGAAUAUGGGUGCUGGCAUGGGCAUGGGUCUGCCGCAUGGCCUUCAGUUGGGACCGCCGCAGACGCUUCUCUGCUCGGCCACGCCCACCGUGCAGCAACAGCAGCAGCAGCAGCAGCCGCCUCCGCCGCCGGCGCAGUUGCAAAUAGUGACCCUAAAGCCGCGCAGCGAGAAGAUGGUGACCUUCGAGGAUGAAUCAAAGCAGGCAGUUGGAGGAGUAGGAGGAGGAGUAGGAGUAGGAGGAGGAGUAGGAGGAGGAGGAGGAGGAGGAGGAGCGUCCGGUUCCGGAACCCCACCGCAUUGUCCGCACGGAGUGCCCACAACUCCGCGAAAAUCACCAGCGGUAGUGGGCGAUAUGUUCAUGUGACCAGGAGCCCAGGACGAGGCGGCCCAAUUGGAUGCGGCCAUGCGAUUGCGCGACAGCAUCGAUGAUGCACUGUGUCCAAAAGCUGGACCGGCGCCAGGUGAAGUGAUACGCGUCUAAAAAUAAAAUUACAUAAAACGAAACUCCUACACAAAAAAAAAAAAGUACACACUGUAAGUAAAUGCACACAU